Funneliformis caledonium is the source of this 2019-nucleotide messenger RNA. Lineage: Eukaryota; Fungi; Glomeromycota; Glomeromycetes; Glomerales; Glomeraceae. The record is from the annotation of a GenBank genome assembly.
AUGACUUCCAAAGUUCGUCCAGUUAUUCCACCAAAGCCAGCAAGGCUUUCUAUAAGUUCACAAAAACGAGAUACUGCCUAUUCAACGAAUUCAACAAGCUCAACUAAACGUGAUACUGCUUAUUCAAUGAAUUCAACACAUUCAACUUCUACAACUUAUUCGCAAGAACAAAUGACUGAGUCGCCACCCCCAGCUUCUCCAGUAUCAUCCAACGGGAACGAUGAGGAAAUUGUAGACGAUAGAACUCCAAGAGCUUCUGAAGUUUUUUCCCUGCCAGCUGGUCGUCAGGCUAGAGCUUUAUAUAACUUUGAGGGUGAAACUGUUCAAGAAUUGUCUUUCAAAGCUGGUGACGUGCUUAAUGUUUUAAAAGAACGCCUUGCUGAAGGAUGGUCGUUGGCUGAAAAGGAUGGUAAAACAGGACUUGUUCCUGAUGCUUAUAUAACAUAUACUACUGAAUUCACUGGACUUCCUAAUGCAACCCUUUCUCCUACAUGUUCUUAUAUAUCUGAAGAUUCCAUGGAUUCAUCUACAGUAUUGUCAUCUAAUGGUCCUCGUAGCAGUACUAUGUUGGGCAGAAGACAAUUGAAUCGAUUUAGCUGGUUUGUCACUACGGGUGUUGAGGAAUUUAUUUUAAAUGGCGGAGAGCCGCUAAUAGAUAAUAAUAGUCCUAGCGGUCCAAGUUGGCAAGAGAAAGCACCUAUUUUCAAAGUUUUAAUUCAUCAUCCAGAGAAGCGCGUAAAACUCGGUGGUGUAUCCGAGUACACAAUAUUUCAUGUCACAUCAUCGUUUGCGAACGGUGUUCAAGUUACUGUUGAAAGGAGAUUCAGUCACUUUGAGUGGUUAUAUAACUGUUUAUCUUCUAAAUUCGGUGCGCUUAUUCUUCCACCCCUACCAGAAAAACAAUAUUCCGGACGUUUCAACGAGGGAUUUAUAGAAAAACGUCGUCGUGCGUUGGAGCGAUUUAUCAAUCGUUUGGCUCGUCACCCUGUUAUUCGAUAUUCAGAUUUAUUAACACAUUUCUUAAGUUGUGAAGACGAAUCGGAAUGGCGUAAGCGUGAAAAACAAUUUGAAGCUGAGAGAAUUGUUGGUCACACUUUUUUUCAACACGUUUAUCAUCCUGAAUUUAAUGUGGACGAUGGUGAUAUUGAAACAAUGGAACGGUUUGAAGCACAUGCACGUGCCAUGGAAAAAUUAAUGCCUUGGAUAAACGAGGCUUCACAAGCGCACAAAGAUUCUAUUGAUGAAAUGCAACGCCAAUAUCGCAGAGUGAGCUUUGCUUUGUUAAGGCUCAUCACAGGUCAUAAUGCUGAUGAUGGAUUUGAAUCUACAAACGAGGAUGGUGCCUGGUGUUGGAGGGAUGGGUGUCACGCUUGCCUUAGCCUUACAAAGGCACUCCAAUCCACUGUUGAAAGCAUGCAAACAAUAGCAGAUUUAUAUGAAUUAUAUGCAAAAGAAACAGUCGUUCCAUGGAUCGAAAGUUUAAGAGAAUACAGUUAUCCAUCUAGUAAUUACGAGGCUUUAGUAGAUAUGCAUAUGGGUGCUUACAAAAAGUUCAAAGAUGUGUCGGAAGAAAAUGAAAGUUUACACCACUUAGGGGACAUAGAUGGUGAAACAAUUCGUUCUCGAUGUGACACAGUAUUCAAUGUCACUCUUGCAGAAGUGGACCGAAUUCAUGAAGAGCGUGUUCAAGAUUUCCAGGAAAAUACAAAACAGUAUUUGGAUGGACAAAUUGAAUAUUAUGAGAAGAUACUUGAAGAGCUUCGCCAAGCUCGAUCUGCCUUUGAUGAACCUCAUUAUACUGCCCUCUCACAAUCUGCUCGAACUCCUAGUCAAUAUGAGACAAUGAUCGACGAUCAACGACCAGUAUUAUCGCGCCCAGUUUCCGUAAAUACAGUCAGUUCCGUAUCUGAUGUGGUUGGAGGAGUUGUUGAUGGUAUGGGAAGCAUGGGAAAUUUCUUGAAAAAAACUGCCAGAACUUCUAUUGGAAGAUCUUCCAUGUUUGAUAGGAUAAUUUUAUAA